AUGUCGGCCCCUCAACCCAACGACGCCGAGAAGAAUAUCGAGAUAUGGAAGGUCAAGAAGUUGAUCAAGAGAUUGGAAGCCGCUCGCGGCAACGGAACCUCGAUGAUUUCCCUCAUCAUUCCGCCCAAGGACCAGGUCUCGCGUGCCGCCAAGAUGUUGGCUGAAGAGUUCGGUACUGCCUCCAACAUCAAGUCUCGUGUCAACCGCCUGUCUGUCCUUUCCGCCAUCACCUCCACCCAGCAGCGUCUCAAGUUGUACAGCAAGGUCCCUCCGAACGGACUGGUCGUAUACUGUGGUGAAAUCAUCACCAGCGAAGGCAAGGAGCGAAAGAUCAACAUCGACUUUGAGCCUUUCAAGCCUAUCAACACCUCUUUGUACCUGUGCGACAACAAGUUCCACACCGAGGCCCUUAGCGAGCUCCUCGAGUCCGACCAGAAGUUCGGCUUCAUCAUCAUGGACGGCAACGGUGCCCUCUUCGGAACCCUUUCCGGUAACACGCGAGACAUUGUUGCCAAAUUCAGCGUCGAUUUGCCGAAGAAGCACGGUCGUGGUGGUCAGUCCGCUCUGCGUUUCGCCCGUCUGAGAGAAGAGAAGCGCCACAACUACGUCCGCAAGGUCGCCGAAAUGGCCGUCCAGAACUUCAUCACCAACGACAAGGUCAACGUGGCAGGUCUGAUCUUGGCCGGUUCCGCUGACUUCAAGAACGACCUCAACCAGUCCGACUUGUUCGACCAGCGUCUGCAAGCCAAGGUCAUCAAGGUCGUCGAUGUUUCCUACGGAGGCGAAAACGGCUUCAACCAGGCCAUUGAACUGUCCGCCGAGACCCUAUCUAAUGUCAAGUUCAUCCAGGAAAAGAAGUUGAUCAACCGAUACUUUGACGAGAUUAGCCAGGACAGCGGCAAGGUCUGCUACGGAAUUGAUGACACCCUCAAGGCCCUCGAGGCCGGUGCAGCCGAGACUCUGAUCAUCUACGAGGACUUGGAGAUGACACGCUGGCAGCUAAAGGGCAGCGACGGCAGCGAGGUCAUCUUGCACACCACCAAGCAGCAGGACAACGACCGCAGCCUUUUCAUGGACAAGGAGACUGGUCAGGAGAUGGAAGUGAUUGACUCCGUGUCGUUCCUCGAGUGGAUCUCCGAGAAGUACCGCGACUUUGGUGCUACCCUGGAAUUUGUCUCCGACCGUUCUUCCGAAGGAAACCAGUUCGUUCGCGGCUUCGGUGGAAUUGGUGCCAUUCUUCGCUACAAGCUCAACUUUGAGCAAUUGAACGCCGACGAAGAGGACGAGGAUGAGUUCUACGACGAUUGA
This is a messenger RNA of Lecanosticta acicola, 1308 nucleotides long. The record is from the annotation of a GenBank genome assembly. Lineage: Eukaryota; Fungi; Ascomycota; Dothideomycetes; Mycosphaerellales; Mycosphaerellaceae.